Molecule: messenger RNA, 333 nt
Organism: Angiostrongylus costaricensis
Lineage: Eukaryota; Metazoa; Nematoda; Chromadorea; Rhabditida; Metastrongylidae
Source: the annotation of a GenBank genome assembly
AUGUUAGUAUGGAUCACGUGCACAUAUUUGUACUACAAUGCAGUGUCCGCGGAUAUAGAUGGGAAUAAUGAUGGGCCGUUCAAGGUGUUCCGCGUUGUUCCUACUAAUAACAAUCAACUGAAAAGGAUGAUAGAAUUAUUCGAAACCGCAAAAACUGGAGAAGUCGACUUUUGGCAUGCACCGAGUGUUGUCAACAACACUGUGGACGUCAUGGUUUCACCAUCAUUUGCAUCAAAAUUUGAGAAAUUUCUCAAAGAACAUGGCUAUCCAUUCCAUAUCGCCGUUCAGGAUCUGAAUAAGAACGCUUUUUUCGGUUUUACAUUACUAUACUAG